This is a messenger RNA of Branchiostoma floridae (Florida lancelet), 2525 nucleotides long. RefSeq lists its product as uncharacterized. Lineage: Eukaryota; Metazoa; Chordata; Leptocardii; Amphioxiformes; Branchiostomatidae. The transcript is spliced from 4 exons. The coding region runs from base 561 to 2018 and encodes 485 amino acids. The record is from RefSeq and is a predicted model, not a curated record.
CGAGGGGCUUAAGGGCCCCAAAAAAUCACUGUGGCUGUUCCUUUGGCAAUUAAGACCGGGCAAACAAGUCUUUCCAAACACGCGGCUUGUCAGCGUCCGACGGGGCUUAGGACAACACACCCUUGCCCUCCUUUUUUGUUGUCCCCGGCCCUUGAUUUGUGCUAUUAGCUCACUUUAUUUCGCGGUGCCAUUCAGGUGGUUGAAUGGGUGUCAGUGUGUGAGUCGGGGACAAAGUCCCGGCGCCUCGGCAACGCCUUGGGACAUGCGCUAACUGAGAUAUUACAUACCGAUAGGGCUGUGUGCUGGAGUCUUAACAGGAGAUUUCACCCCCUGACAAAGGAGAGGGGUCAGUUGCCAGGUUCGUGUCCGAAGAAUCCGCCAACGUCUUGAACUGGCCGCUACGUUAAAGACGUUUCCUCAAGUGUAUCACUGAGUCUUACACGGUCGCUUGGUCGCCAAGUCACCAAGAGUCAUGGGGGAAUGAGACGCCCUCGCGCGAGGCUGUGGAUGGGGGUUCCUAUCGUCUGGUGCAGGUGAAACUCCAGGAGGACCCUCCAGGCAUGGUGACGUCAGGCCGGGAUGUAUCCUCGUAUGACCUCGCGCGGACCGACAACAUGCAGCGGGCUUACAGACUCAACCAGCGGGAACAGAUCAUACUGGACCUGCAGGUCCACCAUCUGGACACGCAGGCCAGCAGCUCGGUCUGCGGCAUCAACAAGGAGAUCAGGAUGCUGAAGGGGGCGCUGCAGCAGACUAAGAGGAGUACGGGAAGCAGCGCCGAUGUGCUGGAGUCCUCUGCGCGGGAGAGACAGGAGGCCGCCCCCGAGCCCCGGCGCAUCAUGCUGUACGGUUCCUGGGUCGGGGAGCGCUCCUUGCGGAACCGCUCCACACUGCAGUCCGAGCUCCUGCGGAACGCCGCGCGCAUGCGCCGUCGCUACGAACGCGGGCACGUCGAGGAAGAGGAGGAGGAAGGAGAUGGCGAGGAAGAAACAAAGGAGGGAGAAGACGAUAAAGAAGACGUUGCUCAAGACAAGACCGACAGUGUCGAAGAGACUCAGAAGAUGCGAAAGCCGAGGACACAAUCUUUACCAACCAGACCCGAAACUCCACAUGCACCUUUGAAUGACUUGAAACUUCGUCCAAGUUCAGAACCGGUGUCUUCUAGAAGAAGAAGGGAGCAAAAUAACGAGAGACGACCACUACUAUCAAGACCAAAAUCCAAGGCGCAUAAGACAGCGUCUAGUACACAGAGUUCUCAGGAUUUUGAAGAGAUGACAUCUCUCAAUCUUCGAACACAGGGAAAAAUGACAUUGAAUGACCAGAAAAGUCCAACAGACACCAAGGCAAUCGGGAGGUUGUCGUCUUCUAAAAUGGACUUGUCAUCUAUUGCUAAAGAAAGCAACAACCUGAUGCAAACAAAUAAGGGCACUGCACCUUACUCUACUAGAAACACCAAUGCAAAACUCACGACAAUGACGUCAAGGAACAGAAGGGCAAAUAAGGACAGCCUACCUCGCCAAUCGCAAGCUCCAAACAGGGUCCAAAACUCAAAAUAUAAUGGAUAUUAUGAGCCCGUUCGGCCCUUCUCGGCAGACGUCGCCCACCUUCGGCACAAGCUCGAGAAGAGCCGAAUACACUUCGGGUGGACGGACGGCCAAAACACGACGGAAAGGCCGAGUACGUCAUCAGGUAUAUCGCCUUCCGUUGACGGAUCACACCGCGAGCAUGUCAGGGGCGCUCCUAGCGAUAUCUAUUCGCACGACAGCCAUGAGGACUUCUCUGACAGCCGACCGAGCACGCAAGGGACUUGGUCCUUCGUCACGGACGCUACUAAAGGCGGAAAGAAAAGCCAUAGCAGUUACCAUAGCAACCGCGCUAAAAGGUCGUCCAACUUGGAGAGGAGUUUUCCCGCCAAGCCUAGAAAAUCGCCCCGGCGCGGGAGAAAGAAAUCCAGACUCAAGGCUACAAAGGUCAAACAACCAAACGUCUAUGACAUAUGGAUCAAUAACUUUAAAUAGAAGAAUAGGAGUUUGGUAGCCUGGGUACCAUCCGGAUAGGUCGCUCCAACGUUUAUUGUACACUAUAUACAGUCAAUUCUCUCUCUGACUUUUAUUAUACACUUUAUACAGCCGCUUAGAACUCUGCUAUUCCAGCGUAGCAGAAGUUCUGCCAGAAGAGAACAUAGGAGCGAACUACUACCCAGAUGGUACACAGGCUAGGAGUUUGAACGAUUGAAUAUUAAAAGAAUAUUCUUUAUGUCUUUAACGUUAUUGAUAUAACGUUAGAAUAAUGACUUGAAAGGCACUGUUUGCGUCUUGUUGGUCGAAGUGUAUCCUUCAAAAGGACUUGGCAAAGUUAUGGACACAAAAGCACACGAGGAAGGGGACUCGAAGCCGCUGCCAUACACUAAGAGUUACACAUGUAACGUUACAAACGUACCCUAUGGGUGCAAACAGAAGCUGACAGUUACAGGGUUUAAUAUUACAUCACCAUAAGAGCGACUCUUUGAUGCUUUUUGAAUGUGA